Molecule: messenger RNA, 894 nt
Organism: Neltuma alba
Lineage: Eukaryota; Viridiplantae; Streptophyta; Magnoliopsida; Fabales; Fabaceae
Product: hevamine-A-like
Exons: 2
Coding region: 1-894 (297 amino acids)
Biological process (GO): carbohydrate metabolic process
Cellular component (GO): extracellular region
Molecular function (GO): chitinase activity
Source: RefSeq, a predicted model, not a curated record
AUGGCUUCCAAACCACAAGCUUUGGUCCUCCUCCUUUGGCCCUUGUUGCUUCUCUCUCACUUGAGCUCAUCCCUAAGCUGCCCAAUUGUCACCUACUGGGGCAAGAAUGUGAAUGAAGGAGAGUUGGAUGCAGCAUGCCAAACCAAAAAGUACGAGAUCAUCAACAUAGCAUUCAUGAACACAUUCGGCAAUGGCCAAACUCCAGACAUAAACCUAGCAGGACACUGUCAUUGGUCCUGGGGUGUCCCUUGCACUAAAUAUGCCUCCCAAAUAGCCACUUGCCAAAGCCUGGGCGUCAAAAUCUUCCUUUCUCUCGGAGGAGCUUCUGGCUCCUAUUCCCUUGCUUCAGCUGAAGAAGCCAAACAAUUUGCCUCCCACCUGUGGACCUACUACCUCAGUGGCCAAAGCCCAGGUCUCCUAGGACAAGUGGCCUUAGAUGGCAUUGAUUUUGACAUCGAAGGAGAUUACUACUUAAACACAGCCAUUACCACCGGCCUCUUCGAUUACAUCUGGGUCCAGUUCUACAGCAACCCUCCAUGCCAAUACACUGAUGAUGGAGACAGUCAAAAACUGAUAAAUUCAUGGAACCAGUGGACCACCACCUUCACUGCCACCAAGUUCUAUGUCGGGCUCCCGGCGUCUCCCGCUGGCAAUGGCAGUGCCGGUGGUUAUGUCCCGAUCGAUACGCUCAACAACGGGAUUCUUCCGCAGGCGAAAACCUCUUCGAAGUUUGGUGGGAUUAUGUUAUGGAGCUAUAACUAUGACGAAAUGUCUGGGUAUAGCGAUCAGAUCAUAUGCCAUGCCUCUCAAGCCUUUAAUGUUGUUCGUGCGCCAUUGGUUGCCAUGAUGAAAUCUGCGUCGGAGGUUCUGUAUCGCCUUUUAUCACACUACUAG